Molecule: messenger RNA, 4587 nt
Organism: Sciurus carolinensis (gray squirrel)
Lineage: Eukaryota; Metazoa; Chordata; Mammalia; Rodentia; Sciuridae
Gene: Fbrsl1
Product: fibrosin like 1
Exons: 21
Coding region: 375-4007 (1210 amino acids)
Source: RefSeq, a predicted model, not a curated record
CGAUCCGGCCGGGCGGAAGUGCGUCAGUUGUUAUCCGCUCCGGGCGCCGCCGCUGCCGCUGCCGCUGCUGCCGCCGCCUCACGAGCCCGGUGCCCAGGAACCCGGCCUUCCGCUGCGCCCGGCAGCCCGCCGCCCGCCGCCCGCCGAUCGCUAUGGGGCGCACCCCCGGGGGCCUGACUGAGGGCCGCUGAUCGCUGCCGCCCGCCGAUGCGCGGGGCCCGGGCCGGGGGUCCCAGGCCGCGCGGCGUCCGGCGCUGAGCGCCCGCGCCCGGCAUGCCCGGCCCGGCCCGGCCCCGAGCCCGCGCGGCGUCCUUGCAGCCCGGCUGCGCGGAGUAGCAGGCGGCGCGGGGCCAAGGUCACCGCCGCGGGCCGCCAUGGAGGCCAAGGUCCGGCCGAGUCGGCGCUCGCGUGCGCAGAGGGACCGCGGCCGGCGCCGGGAGGCCGCCCGCGACGCCCGCACGCAGAGCCCGUCGUCGGGCGAAGAGCCCGAGCCCAGCCCCGGCAAGGAGAACGCGGGCCUCCGCGGCGCGCCGCCCCCGCGCCCCACGCCCCGCGCAGCGCGCCCCCCGCGCCGCCGCCGCCGCGAGUCCAGCUCGCAGGAGGAGGAGGUCAUCGACGGCUUCGCCAUCGCCAGCUUCAGCACGCUGGAGGCCCUGGAGAAGGACAUGGCCCUGAAGCCACAGGAGCGGAAGGAGAAAUGGGAACAACGUCGCCUCUUCAAAAAGCCCCGGGACUCAGAAACCUGCCCAUCUGCGGAGCCCAGUGAGAACAGACAACCCCUGGAGGCGGGCAGCCCUGGGCAGGACUUGGAGCCCACCUUCGAAGGAGGGGCCAGGAAGGUCCCGCUACAGCCCUCUAAGCAGAUGAAGGUUGCCGUGUCCAGAGGGGAUGACCGCAACAGUGAUGACGACGGUGUCCUUGAAGCCAGCUGCUCCCGGCAGAGCAGCCCCCGGGACCAGCUCAGCGACAGCUCAGCGCAGGCCGCAUCCGGGAGAGGCUACUCCUCCCAGGUGGAGGAGCUGGAGCCACCCGGAUGGACUGUGCAGCAGAGGGGCUGGGAGCAGGCCGGGCCCCGGCCGGAGCCGCGGUGCUGUGCACUCACACAGGUCUCGGGGCCCAAGGCAGGCGGCAGGUUCAGGGCAGUUGUGACCCAGGCCCAGGGCAGCCCCACAGGGGCCUUAGGCCUCAUGCACUCGGGCUGGCUGGCUGGCUGGUGUCCGUGCUGCCCGUGCGUGGCCCUCUGUGUACACCUGUGUGUUGGCAUGCCUCUGUCGUAUCUGAGGGCCUGGCCCUGCCUCACCUUCAGGGGUCACGAGGGUCCACGGGGCUUCUGUGGGCACCUGUUGGGCCUGGGUGCGUGUCGGGGUCCCGUGUCUGUUUGUGGGUGCUGCAGGCGAGCUCCUGGCCUCUCAGACAGCUUGGCUCUCAUGACCAGGAGCACACACGUGGCCUGCCCCAGGCGGAAGUGUGACAGCGAGAGCGGCGUGGACGACAAGGCCUCUGUGGGCUCCGAGAAGCUGUUUUCGCCAGCAGCUGGGAAAGGCUCCGCACUCAGCGACAAGUCGGAGACCAAGGCCGGAGCAGUGCCCAAGGUGUCGGGCCUGGAGCGCAGCCGUGAGCUCAGCACUGAGUCCUUCCUGCCCGCAGCUGCCGCGCCCUCCGGUCUCGCGUGCAGCGCCCGGGCCAGCCCGCUGGUGAAGAAGGAAGCCCCGGUGCCCCGCCACGCUCCGCAGCCGCCGCCCGCGCCCCCGCAGCAGCGCGACCCGCUCCCGACGCACGUGCCUCCGUCGCUGGGCACCUUCGCGGGUCCGGGCUCCUGCCAGGCGGCGCCCAACGGGCCGCACCUGCACGGCCUCAGGAGCAGCACGGGCAGCGGCGCCCCUCUGGGCCUGGCAAAGCACGUGUCGCUGUCGCCGCACGGGCCCGGCCCCCACCUCUCUACCUCACACCUGGCGCUCCGGUCCCAGGCGCAGCACCAGCACCACGCGGCGGCCAUGUUCGCCACACCCCCGACACUGCCCCCGCCCCCGGCGCUGCCCGCCAGCAGCCUGGUCAUCCCAGGACACCCUGCCGAUGCCAGCCUGUUGCUCUCCCUCGGCCAGCCAAUCACGUACUGCCAGCCUCCCUCGGGGAUUCUGAUUGAUCGCGAGCUGCUCAGGCAGGAGCUGAACACGCGGUUUCUGGUGCAGAGCGCCGAGCGGCCGGGCGCCUCCCUGGGCCCCGGGGCUCUGCUGCGGGCCGAGUUCCACCAGCACCAGCACACGCACCAACACACGCACCAGCACACGCACCAGCACCAACACACGUUCGCCCCCUUCCCGGGGCUGCCCGCGACGCCGCUCGUGCCGCCCGCCGCGCCCCUGCCGUUUGACAAGUUCUCACCCAAGCUGGACAGCCCAUACUUCCGACAUUCCAGCCUCUUCCCACCCUUCCCUCCUGCCGUCCCGGGACUGCCCACCCUACUGGCACACCCCGGCCCCUUUGGGUCCCUGCAGGGUGCUUUUCAGCCCAAGACUUCAAACCCAAUCGAGGUAACAGGCCGGGCCAGUGCUGUCCACGCGCUCCUACAGAAGGCCCCUGGGGUGUCUGACUCCUACCGGACAGCAGUCAGGAGGCCGGGGAAGUGGUGUGCUGUGCACGUGCAGAUUGCCUGGCAGAUCCACCACCAUCAGCAGAAAGUGAAGCAGAUGCAGCUGGACCCCCACCAGCUGGAGGUGGGUGCAAAGCUGGACCUGUCCAGCAGGCCCCCUGCCCCAGGUGUGUUCUCGGGGCUCCACUACCCACAGGACCUGGCCCGGCCCCUCUUCUCCAGCACAGGUGCCACCCAGCCCACCUCCAACCUGUUGGGACCCUCAGCCCACCACGGCAGCUUCCUGCCUGCUGGUCACCUUGCAGGCCCUCUCAGCAGAUCUAGCACCUUCGGAGGCCUGGGGAGCCUGGGCAGCCAUGCCUUCGGAGGCCUGGGCAGCCACGCACUGACUCCAGGGGGCAGCAUCUUUGCCCCCAAGGAGGGCUCCACGCUGCAUGGCCUGCCCAGCCCCCACGAGGCCUGGAACCGGCUGCAUCGGGCACCCCCCUCCUUCCCCACGCCACCCCCGUGGCCCAAGCCCCCAGAGGCCGAGCCUGGUGCAGCCCUGACCAGCCACGACCGAGAGCCAGACAAGGGCCGGGAAGAGCGGGAGCGAGACCUCCUGGAGAAGACGCGCCUGCUGAGCAGGGCCUCUCCUUCAGCUCCCGCGGGCCCUCCCGUCGGCAGCCUCCUGCUGCGUGGCCAGGGCGAGCCGGGCCGCUCCGGGGCCCCCGCGGAGCGAGAGGCGGAGCCCCGGGUCAAGGAAAGCCGCUCUCCGGCCAAGGAGGAGGGGGCCCCGCCGGCCGCGCGCCCGCCGUCGCCCUACAGCAAGGCGGCGCUGGGCGACAGCCUGCGCCUGGCGGGCCUGCUGGGCCGAGAGCCGGGCAGGCCGCCCGAACCGCCCGAGCGGCCGCAGAGCGACGUGAAGGUCAAGGAGGAGCGCCGCGAGGACGAGGCUCCCGAGCCCGCGGGUGGCGGCCUGCACGCCGCGCCCCCGCCGCGGGGCCUGGGCCGCGACCGCCUGGGCGCGCCGGGCUUCGCGUGGGAGCCGCUGCGCGAGGCCUACCGCGCGCUGGAGCUGCCCUGCCGCGCGGGCCCCGCGGCCGAGCCGGCCGAGCGCCCCUACCGCGACCGCGAGCCGCUCGACUACAGCCCCGAGCGCCUGCGGGACGCGCGCCGCGAGGACCUGGAGCGCGCGCGGGCGCCCGGGCCCGAGGGCGCGGCGCUGCUGGGCGCGCUGCACUACCGCCUCGGGCCCGGCGCGCUGCACGGCGCGCUCCUGGCGCGCACCCCGCCCGCCGCCGCGCUGGGCGCGCCUCCCCCGCUGGUGGCCACGGCCGCGGCCCCCGCGCGCCCCAGGACUACGCCGCUGGCACUGGGACCCGGCGAGCGCGACUACUCCCCGCCGCGCAACCCGCAGGAGGUGGAGGCGCGGUAGCCCCGGCGCCGCCCGCGCGCGCCCCGCGCAGGCCCGGCCCCGCCGCCGCCGCCCCGCCGCGCGCGCCCCGGAGCGCGGGCUGGGUCCGCGGCCUCCGCCGUCCUCCGGUGGAGAUUGGGCCCCCGGGAAAACCCACCUUUGUACCUUCCCCCCGACAGGUGAGAAGCGUUUUUAAUGGUUUUGUAUUUUUCCUAAUUUUGUGCUCUUCGGACACUUAAAAGAACCAAAAGAAUUUUUAGUUGGGGUUUGUGGUUCUCUGGCCUCAGAUCCCUUUCCGGCCCCAGGGUUCCCUUGUCUUAUUUAUGGAGAGAAAGCGGUCUUUUUGUCCAGCGCACUGUGAGGCUCCCGCUCAGGCCGGCCCUGGCCUCCCCGCCCCCUUGGUACUUGGAACCGAAGUUACAGAUAUAUAUUAAAAUAAGAAUUAAUAAUAAUGUACAAAACUUUGGGUUUUUUUUGCCUUAUUCUAUUAUGCAGAAGUGUGAGGAGGGUUUUUUCAGUUUGUGUUUUAAAAAAUAAGUGUAAAUGAUCUUAAUAUGAAUAUAAGACAUUAUUAAAUUCUUAACCUGGUAGUGUUUACGAA